This is a messenger RNA of Babesia microti strain RI, 798 nucleotides long. Its product is annotated as translation initiation factor eIF-3 subunit 4. Gene Ontology annotation, molecular function: RNA binding; translation initiation factor activity. Gene Ontology annotation, cellular component: cytoplasm; eukaryotic translation initiation factor 3 complex. The record is from RefSeq and is a predicted model, not a curated record. The transcript has 5 exons. Lineage: Eukaryota; Apicomplexa; Aconoidasida; Piroplasmida; Babesiidae. The coding region runs from base 1 to 798 and encodes 265 amino acids.
AUGGGUAUUCACGCACUGGAAACUAAAUGGGCAGAUAUUGAUGUUGACGAUGAGAAUGAUGCGGAGGAGAUGGUUAAUAAGGAAAAUUAUGGCUUUGAAAGUGCUCCUGAUGAAUUUGGGGUCAAAAGUGUCAUUUCAUAUUCCAAAAAUGCAAAGGGCCAAACAAUAAAAAUAACUAAACGAAUUAAGGAAAUUAGAAUACCUAGGAGAAUCAACAAGGAAAUUUAUGAACGUAAAAACUUGGUCCCAUUUAAUCUAAAUUCUGUUUCAAUGCAGGGUACUUCGAUGGUUUCUCAGGAAGAUAUCAUUAUUGAUAUUCCAAAACACACGAUGAACUGGAACGAUCAGUAUAGCGACUAUUACUUUACUGGUUCAGAUAUCAAUGCCAUUCGGGCCACUAGGGACCUGAAGCAGAAGUUUAGAAGCUUAAAAGAUGAUUUGCUUGAUGAUUUAGCACCCGAGUCAGUUGAAUUGAACAAUAAAUACGUUCCCCCUAGUAGAAAGGACGGAGAUCGCAGGCAGACAGACCAGCAAAAGGAGGAUUCGACAAUCAGGGUCACUAACUUAAGCGAAGACGUCAAGGAGAAAGACUUGAUGGAUUUGUUUGGAACUGUUGGUCGUAUCAAUCGGGCAUAUCUUGCUAAGGACAAGGAGACGCAGAGCUCAAAGGGCUUCGCUUUCAUCACUUAUUCCAACAAAAAUGAAGCCCUUAAUGCUAUCAACAUGUUCAAUAGGAGGGGAUACGACAAUUUGUUACUGAAUGUUGAAUGGGCUAAGCCAUCGCAAAAGGAACGAUAA